GUGUACUGUUUGCUCCUCACGAACCCAACAGCACAAGGAGCCUUGACUCUCGCAAAGCAGAGGAUUUUCUACAAGGUGAGAGUUGGGGGUCAUCCCUGGAGCAUAACUGCACUGCAGAAGCCUCAUCUCAGCAGCGCCCCAGCCUGAGGAUGAACCACGAGGGGCUGGAGGUGUUCAGCCAGCCUCACUUGCCAGGUGAGCUACGGAGAAGGCAGCAUCCCGGUGGAGCGAUCCGGACUUCCUAGGCAUUGUCCUGGGGCCCGGUGUGGGUGCUGUGGCAGUUCCCGUCUCCUGCUCUACAUCAUGCCUCGUUUUGCUGUGGAGAAGGGAGAGUGUUACCUCUUCAGCCACGGUGGAGGAGCUCGGAGGGUCCUCUUGAACAGGACAAGGAGUCUUCAGCGCCCAGAUGCUAAGUUGGUGCCCUUCCCUAGAAGGCUUGCCGUUAAUUGAGAUGGCCUGAAGGUCACGAACCAUAAUCAAUACGAAGGCGGUUGCUGCAAGGUGCUAAUUGACAUCCCCAAAGAGGAAUCAUGUCAGCGAUCAAUAGAGAAGACAGAGCCCUGGUGGAUUUGUGGUUUUGAUUUUGCGAAGGUAGGGGAAUGCCCCGUGAUGUUUUCCACCCCCCGCACUCCUUUAGAAUGCUAAUGCUUCCUUGAAGAUGAUUUCAGCAUCACUGCUAGGCUACUGCUCCACUCACUGAAGCAGAAUCCUCCGAAGAGUUGCUGAGGCAGAACUGAACUGAAAUCAGGGCUCGCCUCGGAGCAGCAGCUGUACUGGCCACUAAUGAUGCCUCACACAGAAAGGCAAUGCUCCUCCAACUCAGGGUUCUAAUGGGAAGUUUCUGAGCCUGCAAACAACAGCUUCCGAGCUGGCGUGUGCCAUCAGCUGCCUGCAGAUACCACUGUCUACUGCUUGAACACAGCUUGGUCGGCAAGAAUGGAAACUAAAGAGGCUUCUAACUACCUGUAACUGCUCCACCGGGCAGUGGAUCCCGCGUGUGCUCAUCAAGAUCCAGAUUUUAUUUCCUGAGCGCACACACGUGGACUUGGCCGAGGGGAAGACACGGAUGUGCUGCCUGAUGGGGAAAACCAGUGAGGACUGAAACAGCGCGAUAACUUGGCCUCUGCAGGGCACAGCCACCAUGAUCUCAGCAGACUGAUGAUGGAAGAAAAGGAAACCAGGAGCUGCCGUGCUCUGGCCUCCCUGGACGAUGGAUGGUGGGCAGCCCGUCCCUUCGCCCCUGGUGCCCCUGGGCAACGUGUCAUCUGAGUCUAGCAUGUCUCUGGAGCAGAAAACGACGUUUGUGUUUGUGAUUCUGCUGUUUAUUUUCUUGGGCAUCCUCAUCGUCAGGUGCUUCCGGAUUCUGCUGGACCCCUACCGGAGCAUGCCAACCUCAACCUGGGCCGAUGGACUUGAAGGCCUGGAGAAAGGCCAGUUUGACCAUGCCCUGGCUUAGCGGGGGGGAAGCAGGGCCUCCUCCCGAGGAGGCAGAGAGCUGCAUGUGAUGACACAGAUUCCCUUUAGCUAAUGUUCUUAAUAAGUCAAGCUCUUAACAAUAUCCGGCUCUAGGCCCCACCCCAGCCCAUUGUUCCAUGAUCAUGCAGUUGGGUUAAAGACAUUUGAGAAUGUCGGAAAUGCAGGUGUAUGCUACUAACCCCAAAUGGGAAAGUUUACCUUUCUGUGUUAACCCGAUGAAUGAGGAUGUGUGAUCUUGAAACCAAGAGCACUGGUGUUCGUAGACUUUGCCACAAAGUGGAGCAGGACCUGAUCCGACCAGAGAAGACUGGGAAGGAACUGAUCUGAACCUGCAGACAAGACCGAGAAUAGACCGCCUUGUUCCAAUCAUGUCUCCAUUUAGUUUAUUGCCUGGGCAUCUGGGUGCUGGACAGAGUGAGGAAGGAGAUGCCGAGGGGAACUCCAGCACGUUCCAAAGCAGCGACCACUGGGAAGCAAUGAGAAGUGACAAACUGAGAAGUGACAUUUCUGCUGAUGGUAGACAAUAUGAGUGUGGGUGAUAGCUUACUUCUUAAAUGGAACUAAAUUUAAAGGCUAUCGAGGUUUAGAAACGAUGUACCAGGCCAAGUACAUUCUCUGUAUACAUAUUAACAACAUGUGUAGAGGUAACUAUAUAUAACCUGGAUUUCCUUUCUUUAUCUAAAUGAUUGAAAAAUAGGUUGUAAGUGUUCCUGCAAGUUUUUUUUUUUUUUAAAGUAAAUAUUGUUUAGAGGAUAAGGCUUUUACAGUCUUGAGAGAAAUGAAUGUUGAUGUCUGUGUGUAGUCACCAAAUAAAACUUUUCGG
This is a messenger RNA of Oryctolagus cuniculus (rabbit), 2299 nucleotides long. NCBI's taxonomy places the organism in Eukaryota, Metazoa, Chordata, Mammalia, Lagomorpha, Leporidae. The record is from RefSeq and is a predicted model, not a curated record.